Messenger RNA from Varroa destructor (honeybee mite), 2863 nucleotides. RefSeq names its product O-acyltransferase like protein-like. The record is from RefSeq and is a predicted model, not a curated record. Gene Ontology annotation, molecular function: acyltransferase activity, transferring groups other than amino-acyl groups. NCBI's taxonomy places the organism in Eukaryota, Metazoa, Arthropoda, Arachnida, Mesostigmata, Varroidae.
UCGGCACCGUGCGGCAGUAUCGGUGCAACAGCGGCGUCUUUUUUAGUGAUCGCCUAGCGGACUUCGCAGGGCGUGUGGAACGGAACGGUCAGACAACCACUCUUGGACACCCAUUGGCGCUAGUGAUAUUAAUCUGUUGCUAACGGCCAACUCAUUUACGUAUAGGGAUAGUGAAUAUACCGUUUGGUGCAGUUUGUCUUCACUUCCCACACUAUUCCAAGUUCUUCAGGAUCUGUACAAGUGGUCUGUAGUACUGCGACAUCGACGUUGUUGUGUGAAAAAUGCCGAAAUAACUUUGUUGAAGUCCCACGAGAAGAGCGUCGAACGUAUAGAGUGAAUUUCGUUUCUACGAUUUUCCAUCACGUGAGUGCACACGGAGAUUGAGAGCCUGGGGUUGAAGUGAGCAUUUACAACUGAAUAAAUUCAAGGAGGCAGUAAAAUAUCUAGUAAUACUGCAUAGUAAGCGCGAGUCAUUUAUAAUGUUGUUAAAGUAUGUUACCUACUUCGUGCUCGUAUGCGAAACGCAGUCGCUACUUGGCAGUGCCUCGGCCGAAAGAACUGUGAAAUUUAUACAAACUGACCUGUCAAACCGGAACCAGAAUCUCACAUGGGACACCCUAAUGGGAAAUAUAACAGACGGUAUCGGUAGUAUUCUUAACCAAGCCUUACCUCAUAUUGUUCGCGCCACGUCCGAAAUAGAAAUUGGAGCCGAUUGCACCGCCGCGAUGUUUAAGUUCUUUCUUGAACUGCGUAAACUUACGCCAUGGGCGCUCAGAAUGGCUGAUGCAUCCGGGAAACCGCCAGCUGGCUUACUCGAAGGAACACUCGCCUUAAUUGGAUCCUAUGACGAGUGUUUAUCCACUGUAGCUUGGAAGCAUUCAGAUGACGUCCAUUCAAGCCGAGGCAGGCGAGAUACAAACGCCCAAUCGAAGAAUUCGUCGGCUUCGUCGGAGCCUGCGACCAACGACGACUCGGAUCCUGCCUUCGUUGGAUCCUACUGCACCCUUCAAAUGGCUCCGAAUUUUGACUUUAUAGAACUAUUCCAUAAUCAUACUCAUGCUAUCGAUCUACUUGGCUCGUAUCUGAGCAGUGAUCAGGUCGCUGAGAAAACGUUACGCAUCCCAGGCAGCCAUGUUAGUUACCGCGUGGGCCUUUGCGUCCCUUCGGCCUGCACCAAGGACGACAUCGAUCGGGUGGUCCAACACCUGCUGAAGGAUGUCGAUUUCCAGGGAUCGGUGACUCGCUGCGAAAUCCGUGAGGAAGUCCCCGUUUCGAACCUGCAAAUGGCUAUCAUGGCAACCGCUGCUAUCUGCCUUAUCUUGGUUACGCUCGGAACUUUAUUGGAAACCUGUUGCGGAAUUGAGGAUGUCGCUCGGAAUGCCAAAGAAGCAGCUCUCAACGGAACUGAAUUAGACUCGCUGUUGGUCCGCCUUGUACGAUGUUUCUCGUUGCAGGGCAACCUGUCCGAGCUGUUAGGACUUUCGAGUAGCAGAAUUUCGAAUCUGGCGGUUCUCGAUGGGAUUCGAUCACUCUCAAUGUUGUGGGUGAUAUUUGGCCAUACGUAUUUCUUUGUCGAAAACGUUCAGCCAUUUCGUUCGAUUUUGAACGGUCAUCAGGUGCACACAGGAAAUAUAAUCAUGGCUUCCAUUUUGAAUUUCACACUCAGCGUAGAUUCGUUCUUCUUGCUAAGUGGCUUGUUAAUUAUGUACUCGAAUUGGCGAGAAUUUGAGUUUACGGGAACUAUGAAGAUACUGCCGUUCAUCUGCAACAAAUAUUGGCGAAUGCUGCCUGGUCUCAUGGCCACAAUGGGGAUCCUAUUCUUGCUCCCGCUAUUUGGCGAUGGCCCGUUUUGGAAGGACGUUCUUGAUAAUGAGAUCACCCUUUGCGAAUCCAAAUGGUGGACAAAUCUAAUCUUUAUGAACAACGUCUUCAAUAAUCAGGAAAUGUGUCUCGUGGCAACGUGGUACCUUGCUUGUGCGUUCCAGUUUGUCCUUUUGGCCCCCUUGCUCGUAAUACCACUUUACAGAUCCUUCUUGCGCGGCUUUAUCGUAAACUUUCUGUUCAUCUUGGGGGGUUCAGUGCUCACCGCCGGAGUAACGUUCCUCUACAAUCUCCCACCAGGGAUGAUAUUCUUCCCUGACCUCAAUAUGUUAGUGGAGAUCUGCUCAAAAGUCUACCAGAAACCUUACAAUCAUGUCGGCCCGUUCUGUGUGGGCAUUCUGCUCGGAUAUGCCAUCCGCAAGCACCGAAACAUGUACAUCUCAAAGUGGACCCAGUUUGUCUUAUGGACGACUUCAGCCAUCAGCUGUACUGCGAUUCUCGUAGUGGCAUACCCGUGGAAUCAACGAUUGCCUCCACAACCUGUGGCAACGGUCUAUGCUGCAACUCACCGAGUCAUAUGGAGCCUCGGAAUCUCCUGGCUAAUCUUUGCCUGCAUCUCCGGAAAAGGAGGUCCUGUGGCGGCUGUUCUUUCGUGGGGAGGCUUCGGAGUGCUUGGUCGACUAGCCUAUCUGGGCUAUCUCAUCCACCCAUUAUUGAUCCUGUAUCAGGUAGCAACAACUCGAAGCCUUAUCUACUAUUCCCAUUACGAUAAGCUCUACUCGUUCUGCGGCCAUCUCGUCGUAACCUUAGCGUUGUCUACAUGUUUAUACGUUUUUGUUGAAGGGCCAUGUCUGCGAAUUGCCAAUGAAUUUCUUAAACAGCAACGAACCAUUCCAAAUGUGUCUAUGACUGAAACGCAUCACCGCCAUGAUAUGGGAGGCAUCAACAAUGUUACCAGACUGACCAAGGACUGCGUACCCAAUCAUUACACGACGAGAAAUUCGUGCAAGCUAUAGAGCUUUCACAGUUUCUAGGAAUAGAA